ACCCACACGCACAGCCCCAGACACAUGCACACGCACGCACCAACGCGCACACACACAUACACACGGAAUCUCUGCUCAGCCAUGGCUCCCUGGUAGAUGCUCAAAGCGGCUGUUGUCAGAGCGAAUUAAAUCUCUACUCACUCGCUGCUUUUCCUCCUGACCUUGCCUGCCUCCGGUUGGGUUUUCAAUAUUUUAUUCAGGAUUCCUGCGCUCGUGUCUCCCCAUGGCUACAUCGGAUGGACUAGACGGCUGUCUGCAACGAGGCAGAUCUCAAAGUGACCCGAACAUACUCACCGAACCGGGCAUCGAUUUGGUUCACAGCGCAGUAGAGGUGGUGGACCAGCAGAGGGUGCUGAGGACAGGCUGCCUGGUGACGGGGGUCCACACUCCACCCAUCAGACGCAACAGCAAGCUGGCCACCCUGGGGCGCCUCUUCAAGCCCUGGAAAUGGAGGAAAAAGAGAAACGAGAAGCUGAAGCAGAGCUCCACAGAUGUAGCAUUAUCCAGCGGCCUUCUAUGCCACGACCCCAGCUCCCCCACUCAGGGCUGCUGCUCCGACGGGACAGUCCUGCUGGGGGGGUUCGGGGGGCCCCUGAACCCCAACCUCACAGUGAGCAGUGUGGAAUACCUGGGUCCGGACGAGGAGCAUCUCCCCUCAGCUCCACCUCUGCAGGACUGUGAACGGGUGGAGGAGAACAUAUCAGUAGCAGAAGACAACGGAGAGGAGGAGGGGGAGGGGGAGGAGGAGGUGCAUCCGGCCGGAGAUUUACCAGAGGGUCUGCAGGACCUGGGAGACCAGAUGGAGGAGAGACCAGAGGAGGAGAUCCCCCCAGGAACCUCCCCACCACAAGUACCUCCCAAACUCCUGCCCCAGAUGAGUACAGGAGACGAUUCAGGCCCUGUGUCGCUCCCGGCUCACAUGCCCAACUCCUACCUCCCCAAAGAACCUCCUCCCAGGGCCCCUGAAAGCAUGGCUUCGAUGACCCUGCCGCUCCGGGGGCCCCUGGCCAACCCCUCAGGGUCUCCACAUCUAGGCAAUAUGAUCCACCCUCCCAUGCCCCCUAGCUGCAUCAUGGAGGAACUGCAGAGAGCAUUCGCUUCCAAGAACAGACAGGAGAGUGUCCAUGAGGGAUGUGAGCAGGGCUCACCUCCGAGGCUCUGGUGUUCCGACGGACGCCUUUCUCGCUCGUGCAGCUCUGAAAACCAACACUCGUCAUCCUUGGGGGGCUGCGUAGGGGGAGGGGGGUCGGACUGGCCCAAGAAGGAGGCGGAGGAGAACAAGGAGAACGUACGGCUGGACCAGUGCUUCUCCAACACCUCGGGCCUCCCCACAGACUUAGACGGCUGGAAUGAAUCUGUCAUCUCUGGAACACUUCCUCGCAGGUUAAGGAAGGAGUUGCUGGCUGUUAAACUACGGAACAGGCCCAGUAAGCAGGAGUUGGAGGACAGGAAUAUUUUUCCGGCACGGAGCGACCAAGAACGCCAAGAAAUACGGCAGCAGAUUGAGAUGAAACUCGCCAAGAGGCUGAGCCAGAGACCGAAUGUGGAGGAGCUGGAGAGCAGGAAUAUCCUCAAACAGAGAAAUGAUCAGACAGAACAGGAGGAGAGGAGGGAGAUCAAACAGAGGCUAAACAGAAAGUUGAACCAGCGGCCCACGGUAGAUGAACUGCGAGACAGAAAGAUUUUGAUCCGCUUCAGUGACUACGUGGAAGUGGCCAAAGCUCAGGACUACGACAGGAGAGCAGACAAACCCUGGACUCGGCUCUCGGCGGCAGACAAGGCUGCCAUCCGAAAAGAGCUCAACGAGUUCAAAAGCACCGAGAUGGAAGUGCACGCGUCCAGCAAACACCUAACAAGGUUCCAUCGCCCAUGAGAGCGGGGAGUUUCUUCUGUGAAGAAAUGCUGAGCGUAGAGAUUUUCUGAGGCUGCUAGAAGCUGCUCAGCGCUGACAGUUCAAAGAGCCUGGAGCCUUUUCGUCUUCAGCGUGUCUUUAACAUUCUUCUGGCACCCUUGGGUCCCAUAUCAUCAGUAUGGGAGCAUGGGUCUGGGAGAAAAAGGAUGAUGGGAAUGUUUGUGGCAGUGUGUCCUGGAGACUACUAAAGGUUGCCACAUGGAAGCCGGCUGGUGGAAGAGGACUUUGGAGGAGCCUCCGACUCUCCAGAAAGAGCGGAGGGAUAACAAUAUUGUCAUUCAGUCAGUGUUGUUUAUUUUGUACUAUUUCAUGGACUCCUUUGACAAGGCGGUGUGAAUCCGUGUAGUGGAAGAAGUUGUGCAUGUGACCAGCUUCACCUUUUCUUAACUGAUGAAUAAUGUGUCACUUGGACUGUGUAAAGACUGUGCAGUUUGGGGGAGGUGGUAUUGGGGAUGAAUUUGAUAUAAACUGUACAUACAGUAUGUCAAUGAAUGGGACUGUCAUUGUCUUCACUGAAAAGAGAAAUACCUUUGUAAGCACCACUUGUCUUCAAAAUACAAGGUCUUUUUUAAGAAA
Messenger RNA from Sphaeramia orbicularis (orbiculate cardinalfish), 2488 nucleotides. It is a transcript of the gene phactr3a, whose product is annotated as phosphatase and actin regulator 3a. Gene Ontology annotation, biological process: tRNA aminoacylation for protein translation; actin cytoskeleton organization. The transcript is spliced from 14 exons. Gene Ontology annotation, molecular function: actin binding; aminoacyl-tRNA ligase activity; ATP binding. NCBI's taxonomy places the organism in Eukaryota, Metazoa, Chordata, Actinopteri, Kurtiformes, Apogonidae. The record is from RefSeq and is a predicted model, not a curated record. The coding region runs from base 224 to 1873 and encodes 549 amino acids.